Brachypodium distachyon (stiff brome) is the source of this 1463-nucleotide messenger RNA. Its product is annotated as E3 ubiquitin-protein ligase SINAT5. The transcript has 3 exons. Gene Ontology annotation, biological process: ubiquitin-dependent protein catabolic process; multicellular organism development. The record is from RefSeq and is a predicted model, not a curated record. Lineage: Eukaryota; Viridiplantae; Streptophyta; Magnoliopsida; Poales; Poaceae. Bases 221 to 1180 code for a protein of 319 amino acids. Gene Ontology annotation, cellular component: cytoplasm. Gene Ontology annotation, molecular function: protein binding; ubiquitin protein ligase activity; zinc ion binding.
GUGCUCGUGCGGUCGUGCGGCUUCAUCGCGCAAUUUUAGACCUCCCCCGGAAUCCGCGGCGCGAGCCCCGCCUCCCCGCACAGGCGCACCGCCCCCAAGCCCGGGCCACAAAGCGCCGGAGCUGCAGCCAGCCUUGGGCCUCCUCCCCCCAUUCGCCCGCAGCCCUAGCCCCGGAGCGCGACGUGACGUGUUGUUCGUGGCGGGCGCGUGCGGGCGCGCCAUGGACGUGGACAGCGUCGAGUGCCUCUCGCUGCCCGACGCUGCCAUGGACGCGGACGACGUCGGCCUUGCCAUCCACACCCACGGCGCGCUCCUCGCCGCCUCCCGGGCCGCCUGCCCCAAGGGCGCCGCCGGGGUCGCGCCGGGGAGCAGCGUGCACGAGCUGCUCGAGUGCCCCGUCUGCACCAACUCCAUGUACCCGCCGAUCCACCAGUGCCAAAAUGGACAUACUUUGUGUUCAACAUGCAAAGCUAGGGUGCACAAUCGUUGCCCUACUUGCAGACAAGAGCUCGGUGAUAUCAGGUGUUUGGCACUGGAGAAAGUAGCCGAAUCGCUUGAGCUUCCCUGUAAGUACUACUCUUUGGGGUGCCCAGAAAUCUUCCCAUACUACAGCAAGAUAAAGCAUGAACCGCAGUGCAGCUUUAGACCAUAUAAUUGCCCUUACGCUGGUUCUGAGUGUUCUGUGACCGGCGAUAUCCCUUAUCUUGUCGACCAUUUGAGGGAUGAUCACAAAGUUGAUAUGCAUAGCGGCUGCACAUUCAACCAUAGAUAUGUCAAGUCCAACCCAAGAGAAGUCGAAAAUGCCACCUGGAUGCUGACGGUGUUUCACUGUUUCGGGCAGUACUUCUGCCUGCACUUUGAGGCCUUCCAGCUUGGGAUGGCACCAGUAUACAUGGCCUUCCUCCGUUUCAUGGGGGACGAGAAUGAGGCGAAGAAUUACAGCUAUAGCCUCGAGGUCGGUGCAAAUGGCAGGAAGAUGGUAUGGGAAGGCACCCCGAGGAGCAUCCGGGACAGCCACCGGAAGGUGCGUGACAGCCACGAUGGCCUCCUGAUCCAGAGGAACAUGGCGCUGUUCUUCUCAGGAGGCGACCGGAAGGAGCUGAAGCUGAGGAUCACCGGCCGGAUCUGGAAGGAGCAGCAGACCCCGGAUGGCGCCUGCGUACCAAUUCUCUGUAGCUAAGCAAUGAAAGUUCUUCAAGGAAAAAAAGGGUUCGAUAACAUUUGACUGGAUAUCGUGUCGCCAUGCCCUACUUUUUUUGUACGGUCUGAGGUGACGUUUCAUGUUUUUGUCUUUGUUCAGCAAAAUUAGGAGGGUAGGAUGAUCUUGUAAAGUAAAUUGUGUAUAUAUAUGGCAUCCCACAUCUUAUUACAGGUUGGCUCAACGAGCUGUAUGAUGUCUUCGAUCGUGUUUCAGCAGUAACCUGUAUUCCUACUGAACUCCAUCAGUGUUACAACUUGAGAAG